CAGCAAGCUGUGUGCCUGGGCAGCAAGCUGUCAAACUUGGCUAAACAAAAUGUUGAGUUACACACAAAAUACACAAGUCGAGCAAGCAAAACGGAAUUCGAAAGGUGAGGCAGCCGUAACAGCAGCAGUCACAGUUGCAGAAUGCUUACGGACGAGGCGCCACCGCCAUUGGAUCCCCAACAACCGGUGCUCUAUAUUGAAUGCUGUCAAAGUCAGGCAGAUUAUCGGCAUCGCGCUUUGGAACUGCAUUUGGGGCUGGCGGAGGCGCUGCGUGCCAUGAAUCCCGAGGUGCGACUUCAGUUGCGCCUCAACGAGAACAAUGCUGCACGUGAGGGCGCCUUUGAAGUGGCAAUUGCGGCCACGCCCACCGCAGAUGUUGACGCCCGCCAUAUGCUCUGGACGGGCUUGAGGCGAGUGCCCCAAUCGGCAAAGGUGCCCAAUGUCGAUGACAUCAUUGCGCCAGCCUGUCUGGUCCUGAAACUCCGGCACAGCCAGGCGGGCAGCAGCAGCAUCAACCUGGUCCGCACCAGCGAUGGCGAGAUCAGCAAAAUCAUCCAGCGACAUGGCAGACGCAGCUUGUAAUUGCCUCAGUUGCGGUUGCGGUUUCGAUUCCAAAUUAACAGUAGCAUCAAAUUAUUUGUACCAAUAAUGUCAUUCAUGUCAUUCAAAAUUAAUGGAAAUCCCAGCAAAAUAUAUAUAUUUAAUAUA
Drosophila grimshawi is the source of this 708-nucleotide messenger RNA. Its product is annotated as selenoprotein BthD. The record is from RefSeq and is a predicted model, not a curated record. The transcript has a single exon. Bases 142 to 582 code for a protein of 146 amino acids. NCBI's taxonomy places the organism in Eukaryota, Metazoa, Arthropoda, Insecta, Diptera, Drosophilidae.